Messenger RNA from Diceros bicornis minor, 2531 nucleotides. RefSeq names its product family with sequence similarity 185 member A (gene FAM185A). The record is from RefSeq and is a predicted model, not a curated record. NCBI's taxonomy places the organism in Eukaryota, Metazoa, Chordata, Mammalia, Perissodactyla, Rhinocerotidae. The coding region runs from base 191 to 1342 and encodes 383 amino acids. The transcript has 8 exons.
CACUUGCCGCUCAGGCGUGUGAGGCUGAGGUUUAAAUUGCUGGACGUAGUAAGCAGUCUUGCUUUUGCUUCAGCAAAUCCUCGCAAAUGUCUCCUUUUUGACUUGAGUGGGCUCAGUGGCCAAGUCGACUGGCCGUGGCGGGACUGACUUGUGGCUGAGGUGAUCUGAGGGAACGCGAGAGGGGCGCGCCAUGUUCGCCCCCAGCUCGGCCGGGAGGCUCGGCUGCCUCCGGCUGGGUCAGCUCCGAGCGUGGGCCGUCGGACGCUGGGCGUGUCGGGCUCGUCAGGCCGGGUCGUAUGGCUCCGGUGGGUCCGAGCCCGAGGUCCCCCCGCCGGGCCCCGCGCGGCGGACUCUGACGGAGUGGGCGCUGCUGGUGAGCCCGUUCGGGCGCCUGCGGGCGCGGCUCCCAUGCCACCUGGCCGUGAGGCCCCUCGACCCCCUCGCCUACCCGGACGGCGACCGCGUGCUGGUGGCGGUGAGCGGGGCGGAGGGUGCGGCGCGGGGCCCGGCCGGCCUGCGGGUGACGUACGACGAGGCGCUGAGGGAGGUGGCCGUCGUGUCCGAGUCCAUCGACCCCCGGGCUGCCGUGGAGGUGCACGCACCCCUGAAGUUCGACUUGAAUAUCAAGUCAUCAGGAUCUGGCUGUGUAAAAGUCCAAAAUAUUGAGUGUGAUAGUUGUAAAAUUGAAACUGAGCAAGGGACCAGCAUCUUACAGUCUGUUAAGAGUCAAAAAUUACGUGUUCAAACAAAAGGAGGCAAAGUGAUCUGUCUGGGAACAGUUUAUGGAAAUAUAAACAUUCAUGCAUCAGAUAAAAGUAUUGUGACCAUAGAUAAACUUCAGGGAAGUUCUAUUAAUAUAUCUACUGAAGAUGGUUUGCUGAAAGCCAAGUAUCUUUAUACAGAAUCAUCAUUUCUAUCUUCUGCUGCUGGGGAUAUUACAUUAGGAAGUGUUCAUGGUAAUAUAACAUUACAAAGCAAGAUGGGUAGCAUCACAGUAGAUUCGUCCUCUGGAUGUCUAACAGCCUCAACUCAUCAAGGUGCCAUAGAUAUUUAUGUCAGCCAGCUGGGGAAAGUGGAAUUGAAAGCCCAUAAAGGCUCUAUUCUCGUCAAGGUUGCGUCUUCUCUUCAAGCUCAUUUGCAGUUAUCAGGGAAAGAGGUUGAUGUGAACUCAGAAGUCCAUGUUCAAGAAAUGGCUGAAGCUUAUAAAGAUGAUGGUGUAAUAGUUACUGGGCUCCUGAAUCAAGCAAGCACACGUGAAAAAUGGAUUAAGGCUGAUGCCCCAAAAGGCACUGUAAGUUUGAGAAGUCAGAGCUGGUUUCAGUCCCUAAAACUACAGGACUAAGAAUGGUUUGAGUUGUGUUUAUAGUUUUUAACAGUCAGAGCUGGUUUCAGUCCCUAAAGCUGCAGGACCAAGAAUGGUUUGAGUUGUGUUUAUAGUUUUUAACAAUGAGUAGCAUAACAAUGACUACAAAAAUGCAAAUACCACUGUUCAUUUAGAUGUUGAAAACAACAAAUUGGAAUGAAUACUAGUGAAUUGUCUUGGGGGGACCUUUUCAAAAUUUGUACUUAGCUAUUGUAUUAGUUUUCUAUUGCUCUGUAACAAAUUACCACAAAUGUAUUGACUUAAAAUAACACCCAUUUAUCAGCUCACAGUUCUGUUGGUCAAGAGCCCAGCAUGGCUAGGUUCUCUGCUCAGGGUCUCCACAAGGCUGGACUCAAGCUUUUGACUGGGCUGAGUUCUCACCUGGAUACUAGGGGGAAAAAUCUACUUCCAAGCUCAUUCAUAUUGUUGGCAAAAUCCAGUUCCUUGUGACUGUAUGACUGAGGUCUCCAUUUUCUUGCUGGCUGUCAGCUGGUGAUCACUCUUAAGCUUCUAGAGGCCACCUGCAUCCCUUCUCAUGUGGCCCUCUCCAUCUUCAAGCCAGCAAUGAUGCAUUCAGUUCUUCUCAUGCUUUGAAUAUCUGACCUCUUCUGCAGCCAGCUGGAGGAUACUCUGCUUUUAAAGGGCUCACUUGAUUAGGUCAGGCCUACCCAGGAUAAUCUUUGUUUUGCCAUAUAAUGUAACAUAAUCAUGGCAGUGAUAUCUCAUCGUAUUCACAGUUUGCACUCACAGUCAAGAGGAGGAGAUUAUACAAAGGCAUGGGUAAAUGGGGACAGUUAUCUUAGACUUCUUUCUACCAUAGCUUUCAUGUAACGUGUUUUCUACUUAUUUGUCAUGGCAUCAAUGUAAAUUUAAGCUGUGAAUAAAACACAUCAUAAAUGUGAUGCAGUUGCUACUGAUUCUUAAUUUUUUUUUUUGCAUAAUUUUUACGACAUAACUCGUUGGAGGGGGAAACAUUCAGCUAUUUUAUAGCCUGAUGUAUGAAGAUAGAUUUUCACUUUUAUAGUGGUGUACUGUAUAUUAUAUGAAUUCUCUUUCUUUCAGACCUUACUUGUCUACUCCUGGAACAUUUAAAUUAUACAACACUGAAUAGGCCUUUCUAUUGGUUUAUAUAUUUUAUAAUUAGAAUAAAUCAGUUCUUAAACACUUA